Anopheles moucheti is the source of this 1646-nucleotide messenger RNA. Its product is annotated as protein trunk. Gene Ontology annotation, molecular function: signaling receptor binding. Lineage: Eukaryota; Metazoa; Arthropoda; Insecta; Diptera; Culicidae. Bases 383 to 1216 code for a protein of 277 amino acids. The record is from RefSeq and is a predicted model, not a curated record. The transcript has a single exon.
UUAUUAACAUUGCCAGCGUGUCGUCAGUCUGCCAUCAAAUUUGGCACCAACAAGAUCACUCUGUGAACCACGUUCCUGACAGCCAAAUUCCUGCGUAUAUGUUCUCAGUGUUGUCAAAUGUUCCGGAGUGCUGCAUACUAGCAAGAUUAGUAGGCAAGCGUGGCAACACUAAACAAAAUCGUGUUACAAUACACAAUACACCGUGAAACCGUCUGUGAAGGUGUAAUCCUCGAGUGAGAAAGUGCGCGACACACCUGACUCGUUUGACAGCCCUGAUACUCAUUAGCUUACGCAUCGUUGUGUGCGUACGAUCGUGUUAUGAUAAGGUGACGCGUGAUCAGCUAUCCGCAUCUGUUUGUAGUCCCGACACCUGGCACCGAUCAUGUUCCUGGGCGCACUGCUGCUGACGCUGAUCCUGCUGCAGUGCGAUGGCCGGGCACUGAAGCGCGACAGAACCGUGCCGAACGAUGACGGCGGCUACAGCUUCCUGUCGAGGCAAGCGGCCGCGGAGAAUGCCUGCGAGCAGCUACCACCACCGGUGCUGACCGAAAUACUAGGACCGGCGUUUAAUCCACGCUACAUGAGCAUCGAGGAGCCACCGGUAGCGGAGAGCGGCGGUGAUCAAUCGAACCCAGCCGGAAAGCGGGAUGCGGAACCGUUUCCACCGUUCUACGUCGACGAUAAGUACUCGCUCGAGCUGAGCCACAAACCGGCCUGGGAGGUGAAACACGUCGCGGACCCGAUCCCGCAGGGGGAGCUUGUUGGCGGUCGGGUGCGGACACGGCGCGACCUCUUCAACGACAUCCUGGCCACGCUGGAACAGGGUGCCACAUCUGCGGAGCACGACGGCGCACAAUCGGCCCGAUCGGUCCGAUCCUUCGGCGGUAAGGGCCGUACGCGAUCAUCCAGCACGGGGGGAACGCCGCGACCGUGGGAGUGUGAGGCGAAGAUACGGUGGAUCGAUCUGGGUCCGGAGUACUUUCCCCGGUUUCUGCGGACGGUCGAGUGUACGCGGCAGAACUGCUGGUACGGCCACUACUCCUGCCAGCCGCGCUCGUUCACGGUGAAGAUCCUGCGGCGGCGAACGGGCGAAUGCGUCCAGAGCGAUCGGUUACGGCGCAUCGGUGUCGACGGAUUGCCGGGCGAGCUGCGGGAGCUGUGGGUGUGGGAGGAGCGGGCGGUCAACUUUUGCUGUGACUGUGCGCCAGCCUUCUGAACCGGGUGCCGCCGUGUUGUUGUGUAGCGUUGUAUAUUUAAGCGUUUAUUUAAAUCUUUCGUACUCGUUGACGCACUGGUAAAUCUUAAUGUUGACAUUUGGAUAAGUGGCAUAAAAAGAGGAGAAGCAGCAGUAGUUAGUAAGUCAUGUAUAGGCCCUAAAUCGUGUACAUAUUUAGUCAUAUACAUUCGGGAAAACCGUAGGUGUUUAAGGGACUGCAACAGGACAGGACGGUGGUUGGCAGAGCGAAUGGUACCGAGGACGAUCAUUUGCCCCGUUCAGUGUGCGUUGUGCGUUUGUGCGUCGAUGCAACUUGAACGUCAGUGUUGUUGGUGUGUGCACGUGCGCACAGUGGGUCUCGUGCGUGCGUGCGUGCGUGCGGCUGUAUUUGUGUGUGGGCGUGAAGUAACAAAUAAAACUAAAGCUUACC